AGUCUCCCUCCAUUCUCUAUUGUUUUCUCCUAUCGAUCAAUCUUUCCACCAUCUCUCCUUUUUUUUUAAACAAACCCUUUUGUGUUUUCAUCGAUUCAGAGACAUGAAUACCCAAGAUCACAGCAAAACAGGGGAUGAGGGUCAUGGACCGCAUAUAUGUCACAGAUGUGGAUGGCCUUUUCCAAACUCACACCCCAGUCCUAAACACAGACGAGCCCACAAGAGAAUUUGUGGAACCAUUGAAGGGUAUACAAAGCUUAUUGAAUCAGAAGCAAUUUCAGAUGAUGAACAUCAUUCUGAUGAAGAUAAAGAUAAAGAUAAAACCCCAAGUCCCAAGAUUGAGAAGGGGAUCAUCAAAGAGAGUGGCAACAGUGCUGGUGGGACUGAAGAUGAUUCGUUUUCAGAUGCGAUGACAGAAUUUUCAGAUAGUGGAAUCAGCCCAGUUGCUACCAAACUGUUAGACAGUCCAAUAGAGGUUAGUAAAGCGGAUGACAAUCUUGAAGUUUUUAAAACCCCAGAUACCCAUACAAAAGAUGCAGAUGAAACUGAAGAAAAUGAUAUAAAUACUGUGUGCAAUUCAGUCGACACACAAAUCAAAUUACUAGAUUCUGACAUGAAACCUUCAGAUCCUUUGAUCGAAGAUAGAGAUGGGUCCUGUAAGGAUAAACUUAUGGAUCUCGUGGAGAUUUCUAAUACUGUCGAGAUGAAACCAGAUUCUGCAAAUGCCAUGGAUGUUAGUAGUAAAAAUGUCGUUAUUUUUGAGGUAUCUGAUAAGGAUCAAGAGGAACCAGUUGUAUAUGUACUCUCUGUUCCAAGUGAUAUACCUCUAGUAGAUCACUCCGAGACUUUGAUUGAUGAUUUUAAAGAUCAUGAAACUAUUUACUCUAACGUUCCUAUGGUUCUAGACCAUGAUACUUUCGAAGUCAAAACAGAGGAACACAAGAUUCAAGAAAGUCAAGCCUCAGAAACUGGGGAGUUUUCCAUCGAUGAGUCUAUUGUUUCUGAACACCCAAAUACAGGCUCCAUUCUUGUUCCUACAGAUGUUACUGAAGAAGUUAAAGAGUCAGAAACUAAACCUUUGGAGAUGAGCAAGACUGUCCCUGAAGCAAAAGUUUCUCUUGGUGAAAGGACAGAAACAGCUAGUAAAGAAAUCAAUCAGGAAAAGCUUGAAUUUGAUCAUGAACAUGCUCCAGAAGUGGUCAAAAAUACUGAAAUUGAUCAUGGUGAUCCAGUUUUGACUGAAGAAGAUCCGGCUUCAGAAAGACCAUCAGAAGCAUACACUCAGGAAUUUGUCAAAGAACCCGAAAGUGGUUUUGAAGCCGAGCAAAAGAUAAUGGGAAGUGUGGGUGUUGAUUCAAAAGAGAGUGGCAACCUUGGAAUUUCACAAAGAUCGGAAAAACUUAUGCCGGAAAAAGAAGAACAAUGGCCUACUGCUUCUGGGAUUGUUUCUGGAACUCUGGUAGAUGAAGAUGAUGGCAAGCUGAUGACCAAUCAAGAUUCUGUUGUAGAUGCAUCAGUUGGCUCGAGUAGUCGCAAUAGCUUGGAGGGCAAUUGGGGAUCAGUUUCAGUGCUCUCAACUGCUUCAGUUGAUGUCGAAAAUGCACAUUCCAUUGGUAAGUCGGAAAUUGUGGCGGAUAAAAGCCGGUUGGGCAAAUCAGAAGGUUUUCAGGGUCAGUCUUUGGUAGAACUUAAAGAGGAAAUAAGUUCUGAAACGCAAAACUCUGAACCACCAAAAUCUGAAGCCAAGAUCGUUAACGAAAGUGAAGGAAGAAAGAGAAACGAAGAGGCAAUAGCAAAAGUUACAAACUGGAGCACAGGUGAAAACUCUACUUCUACUACUACUAUGACUACUCCCUUAAAGAAUCUGGCAAAAUAUUCGAAUCCUACAGAGUUAUCGAAGAAUGUGAUCCGAAAAGACGAGGUUGUCGAGAAAAGUAGAGAAGCUGAAAAAUCAAAUUUGACAUCGGAAACUCCUUCUCCACCGAAAUACAUUGGUGACGGGAAGAAGGUUAGAAAGAAAGGCAAGGGAAGAGGGUCGUGGAUACCAUUUGGGUGCUGUUCUUCAGUAAAUGUGAACUAGAAAGUUGUUACAGAUGCCAUCUGGUUGAUUUGGUUACAUUUGGUUUUAGAUUUUACAGAAGGUUGGAACUGUUUUAUAGAUAGAAGCAGCAGCUGGUAAAAAAAACAUAAAGUGUCGUUUGGGUUAUUGUAUUCUGUGUAUUUUGAGAUUAAGAAAAUAAGUUGUGUGUUACU
This is a messenger RNA of Cynara cardunculus var. scolymus (artichoke), 2253 nucleotides long. RefSeq lists its product as uncharacterized. The record is from RefSeq and is a predicted model, not a curated record. Lineage: Eukaryota; Viridiplantae; Streptophyta; Magnoliopsida; Asterales; Asteraceae. Bases 104 to 2080 code for a protein of 658 amino acids. The transcript is spliced from 5 exons.